AGUGAGCUUUCAUCAUAUGACUCUUGACAACAAACCUAAACGUCUCUCAAAUUCUAUGUUCCCUAGUGGAUAGACAACAACCAGGAAGAGAUGUUGUGUUCUUGUUGGAUGGAUCUGAUAGUACAAGGAGUGGAUUCCCAGCUAUGCAAGACUUUGUCCAAAGAGUAGUAGAGAAACUCAGUGUGGACGACAACAAAGACCGUGUCUCAGUGGUGCAGUACAGCAGAGAUCCAACUGUCAAUUUCUAUCUGAACACAUACACCACAAAAGCAGAAAUCCUUGACACCGUCAGAGGUUUGAGGCACAAAGGUGGAAGACCCCUCAACACUGGAGCAGCUCUCCAGUACUUGAGGGAUAAUGUCUUCACAGCCUCUGCUGGAAGCAGGCGCCUGGAAGGAGUUCCACAGGUCCUGUUAUUGCUAAGUGGUGGAAGGUCUUUUGACAGUGUUGAUGCACCAGCCUCUGCUCUAAAACAGCUGGGUGUCUUGACCUUUGCAAUUGGAACUAGGAGCUCUGAUAGCGGAGAGCUGGAGAAGAUAUCCCACGGUCCCAAUUACGUUCUAUCUGUGUCUGAUUUCACUGACCUUCCCAGUAUCCAACAGCAACUUCAGUCCUCGGUGGAGGCUGUGGUUAUAGACGUCACCCCACGAACACCAACUGUCCUUGUUGACACUGCCAAAAAGGACAUUGUGUUCCUUCUGGAUGGCUCAGAUAGCACAAGGAAUGGCUUCCCUGCCAUGCGUGAUUUUGUUGAGAGCGUGGUGGAGAAACUCAAUGUGGGAGAGAACAAAGACCGCGUCUCUGUAGUACAGUACAGCAGAGAUGCAGAGGUCAAUUUCUACCUGAAAACAUACAGCACAAAAGAGGAUAUUGUCAAUUCGGUUAGAGGGUUGCGACACAAAGGAGGCAGACCCCUCAACACCGGGGCUGCCCUCCAAUACGUCAGAGAUUAUGUCUUUACAAACUCCUCCGGGAGUAGGCGCCUGCGGGGUGUUCCACAGAUGUUGAUCCUGCUAAAUGGUGGAAAGUCUUUUGACAAAGUAGACAGUCCAGCCUCCGCUCUCAAACAGCAGGGCAUCGUUGUGCUUGGCAUUGGAACAAGGAACUCUGACAGUGGAGAGCUGAGGAAGAUAUCAUAUGACCCGAGUUACGCUCUAUCAGUGUCUGAGUUUACUGACCUCCCCAGUGUCCAAGAACAGCUCUCCUCUGUAAUGAGCACAGUGCUAGUGAGAGCUACGCCGGUAACACCAACAGAAACGGUGGAUAGACAACAACCAGGAAGAGAUGUUGUGUUCUUGUUGGAUGGAUCUGAUAGUACAAGGAGUGGAUUCCCAGCUAUGCAAGACUUUGUCCAAAGAGUAGUAGAGAAACUCAGUGUGGACGACAACAAAGACCGUGUCUCAGUGGUGCAGUACAGCAGAGAUCCAACUGUCAAUUUCUAUCUGAACACAUACACCACAAAAGCAGAAAUCCUUGACACCGUCAGAGGUUUGAGGCACAAAGGUGGAAGACCCCUCAACACUGGAGCAGCUCUCCAGUACUUGAGGGAUAAUGUCUUCACAGCCUCUGCUGGAAGCAGGCGCCUGGAAGGAGUUCCACAGGUCCUGUUAUUGCUAAGUGGUGGAAGGUCUUUUGACAGUGUUGAUGCACCAGCCUCUGCUCUAAAACAGCUGGGUGUCUUGACCUUUGCAAUUGGAACUAGGAGCUCUGAUAGCGGAGAGCUGGAGAAGAUAUCCCACGGUCCCAAUUACGUUCUAUCUGUGUCUGAUUUCACUGACCUUCCCAGUAUCCAACAGCAACUUCAGUCCUCGGUGGAGGCUGUGGUUAUAGACGUCACCCCACGAACACCAACUGUCCUUGUUGACACUGCCAAAAAGGACAUUGUGUUCCUUCUGGAUGGCUCAGAUAGCACAAGGAAUGGCUUCCCUGCCAUGCGUGAUUUUGUUGAGAGCGUGGUGGAGAAACUCAAUGUGGGAGAGAACAAAGACCGCGUCUCUGUAGUACAGUACAGCAGAGAUGCAGAGGUCAAUUUCUACCUGAAAACAUACAGCACAAAAGAGGAUAUUGUCAAUUCGGUUAGAGGGUUGCGACACAAAGGAGGCAGACCCCUCAACACCGGGGCUGCCCUCCAAUACGUCAGAGAUUAUGUCUUUACAAACUCCUCCGGGAGUAGGCGCCUGCGGGGUGUUCCACAGAUGUUGAUCCUGCUAAAUGGUGGAAAGUCUUUUGACAAAGUAGACAGUCCAGCCUCCGCUCUCAAACAGCAGGGCAUCGUUGUGCUUGGCAUUGGAACAAGGAACUCUGACAGUGGAGAGCUGAGGAAGAUAUCAUAUGACCCGAGUUACGCUCUAUCAGUGUCUGAGUUUACUGACCUCCCCAGUGUCCAAGAACAGCUCUCCUCUGUAAUGAGCACAGUGCUAGUGAGAGCUACGCCGGUAACACCAACAGAAACGGUGGAUAGACAACAACCAGGAAGAGAUGUUGUGUUCUUGUUGGAUGGAUCUGAUAGUACAAGGAGUGGAUUCCCAGCUAUGCAAGACUUUGUCCAAAGAGUAGUAGAGAAACUCAGUGUGGACGACAACAAAGACCGUGUCUCAGUGGUGCAGUACAGCAGAGAUCCAACUGUCAAUUUCUAUCUGAACACAUACACCACAAAAGCAGAAAUCCUUGACACCGUCAGAGGUUUGAGGCACAAAGGUGGAAGACCCCUCAACACUGGAGCAGCUCUCCAGUACUUGAGGGAUAAUGUCUUCACAGCCUCUGCUGGAAGCAGGCGCCUGGAAGGAGUUCCACAGGUCCUGUUAUUGCUAAGUGGUGGAAGGUCUUUUGACAGUGUUGAUGCACCAGCCUCUGCUCUAAAACAGCUGGGUGUCUUGACCUUUGCAAUUGGAACUAGGAGCUCUGAUAGCGGAGAGCUGGAGAAGAUAUCCCACGGUCCCAAUUACGUUCUAUCUGUGUCUGAUUUCACUGACCUUCCCAGUAUCCAACAGCAACUUCAGUCCUCGGUGGAGGCUGUGGUUAUAGACGUCACCCCACGAACACCAACUGUCCUUGUUGACACUGCCAAAAAGGACAUUGUGUUCCUUCUGGAUGGCUCAGAUAGCACAAGGAAUGGCUUCCCUGCCAUGCGUGAUUUUGUUGAGAGCGUGGUGGAGAAACUCAAUGUGGGAGAGAACAAAGACCGCGUCUCUGUAGUACAGUACAGCAGAGAUGCAGAGGUCAAUUUCUACCUGAAAACAUACAGCACAAAAGAGGAUAUUGUCAAUUCGGUUAGAGGGUUGCGACACAAAGGAGGCAGACCCCUCAACACCGGGGCUGCCCUCCAAUACGUCAGAGAUUAUGUCUUUACAAACUCCUCCGGGAGUAGGCGCCUGCGGGGUGUUCCACAGAUGUUGAUCCUGCUAAAUGGUGGAAAGUCUUUUGACAAAGUAGACAGUCCAGCCUCCGCUCUCAAACAGCAGGGCAUCGUUGUGCUUGGCAUUGGAACAAGGAACUCUGACAGUGGAGAGCUGAGGAAGAUAUCAUAUGACCCGAGUUACGCUCUAUCAGUGUCUGAGUUUACUGACCUCCCCAGUGUCCAAGAACAGCUCUCCUCUGUAAUGAGCACAGUGCUAGUGAGAGCUACGCCGGUAACACCAACAGAAACGGUGGAUAGACAACAACCAGGAAGAGAUGUUGUGUUCUUGUUGGAUGGAUCUGAUAGUACAAGGAGUGGAUUCCCAGCUAUGCAAGACUUUGUCCAAAGAGUAGUAGAGAAACUCAGUGUGGACGACAACAAAGACCGUGUCUCAGUGGUGCAGUACAGCAGAGAUCCAACUGUCAAUUUCUAUCUGAACACAUACACCACAAAAGCAGAAAUCCUUGACACCGUCAGAGGUUUGAGGCACAAAGGUGGAAGACCCCUCAACACUGGAGCAGCUCUCCAGUACUUGAGGGAUAAUGUCUUCACAGCCUCUGCUGGAAGCAGGCGCCUGGAAGGAGUUCCACAGGUCCUGUUAUUGCUAAGUGGUGGAAGGUCUUUUGACAGUGUUGAUGCACCAGCCUCUGCUCUAAAACAGCUGGGUGUCUUGACCUUUGCAAUUGGAACUAGGAGCUCUGAUAGCGGAGAGCUGGAGAAGAUAUCCCACGGUCCCAAUUACGUUCUAUCUGUGUCUGAUUUCACUGACCUUCCCAGUAUCCAACAGCAACUUCAGUCCUCGGUGGAGGCUGUGGUUAUAGACGUCACCCCACGAACACCAACUGUCCUUGCUGAGACACAAGGUCCCCGGAAAGAUGUCGUUUUCCUCGUUGAUGGAUCUGAUGGUGUUGGACGAGAAUUUCCUAUCAUCCAGGAGUUUAUCCGCAGGGUCGUGGAUACUCUCAAUGUGGGCGAAAACAAGAUCCGGAUUGGCGUGGUCCAGUAUGGUGACUCUGCCGAAGUUGACAUGUUUCUGAAUACACAUACAACCAAAGAAGGUGUUUUGAAUGCAAUCAGGGUAAUGAGGCAGCGAGGGGGAAGACAACGUAACCUUGGUCAGGCCUUGCAGUUUGUCAAUCAAGAUGUUCUGACAGCUGCCCGUGGUAGCAGGAAGCAAGAGGGUGUACCGCAGUUUCUUAUUGUCGUCUCAAGUGGGUCUUCCACAGAUGACAUCAAUAGGGCAGCAUCUUCCCUCAAACAAUCCAGAGUUCUUCCCUUCUCCAUUGGGACCAGGGAUGUCAACCCUACAGAGCUUCGGGUGGUGUCCUACGUGCCUGACUUUGCCUACGGUGUAGAUGAUCUCCCUGGCCUGUACACAGUCCAAGAAAACUUAAUCACCAAACUCACUGAGUUGUCAGAUGAUGACAUCAACAGUUUGGUUCCAGUAUUCCCAACCACUGAAGUAAUCCCACCAGUACCCACAGGAGGAGAAAAGAGGGAUGUCGUAUUUCUGAUUGAUGGCACAACAGCAGUGCGUAGUGAGUUCCCUUCCAUCCGUGAAAUGAUAAGAAGAGUUGUGGAUAAGCUGGAUGUAGGAUUGGAUAAGGUCCGAAUUUCAUUGGUACAGUACAGUGAUGACCCGAAGCUAGAAUUCCUUCUGAAGGAAUUCUCUACCAAAGAGGAGGUACGACAGGCUCUGUCAAAAGUGCGAAUCAAAGGUGGAAACCGUCUCAACACAGGUCGUGCUCUUGAGUAUGUCUACAGAAAUGUCUACCAAAGAUCAGCGGGAAGCCGCAUCGAGGAUGGUGUGCCUCAGUUCCUGAUUCUAGUUACAGGUGGCAAAUCUUCUGAUGAUGUAUCCACUGCAGCUGAUCAACUUAAAAGAAACCAGGUGGCACCUCUUGCAAUUGGUUCAAGGAAUGCAGACGCUGAUGAACUGAGACAGAUUUCCCUGAGGCCUGACCUGGCAUAUACAGUUGACAGUUUCCAGCAGCUUCCAACAGUGGAAUCACAGCUCCUCGAUUCAGUGAAAACAAUAUCAACCACUGACAUCAUCAGCAGUUAUGUCCCUCCCUCAGUGGACUUGGGCCCAACCCUAAAUCUUGGGAGAAAAGACAUCAUCUUCCUUAUUGAUGGCUCAGACAAUACAGGUGCUGCUGGAAUUGCACAUAUCCGUGACUUUAUCCAUAACAUUGUCCAACAACUUGAUGUACAGCCUGAUCAAGUGCGUGUUGCUGUUGUCCAGUAUGCAGACAGAGUAAAGACAGAGUUCUCACUCAACUCUCACAACAACAAGCCAGCUGUUGUUUCUGCUGUUAAAAGACUUCGUCAGAUGGGUGGCCGGUCAUCAGAUCUGGCUGAUGCCAUUGAAUACGUCAUAAAGAAUGAGUUAAAACCCGCUGCUGGUGUUCGUCCGGAAGCCUCCCAGCAUCUUGUGGUUCUCACAGGUGGACGUUCCCCCCAAGAUGUUGCUCUUUAUGGACCUCUGCUCAAGGGCUCCCGGGUCAACUGCAUUGGUGUUGGAGCCGCUGGUGCUGACAGAACGCAGCUCAGCCAAAUUGCCACCACCUCAUCUGAUGUCCUUCAGGUUCCUAACUUCCCUGGCCUGUCUUCAAUCCAGCAGGGAGUUAUUGAGAGGCUGAGAACCACCGCUGAUGAAAUACCCACAGAAUAUCCAACAUCACCAGGCGUGCCAUCCAAAAAGGCUGAUAUAGUGUUUUUGGUGGAUGGCUCCAUUAACUUGGGCAGGGAUAACUUUAAAGAAGUGAUGAUGUUUAUCACCAACCUAAUUGAUCUGUUCUUCAAUGAGCAAGACAACCUGCAGAUUGGCUUGGCACAUUAUACCACAGAUGUUACUGAUGUAUUCUACCUCAACACAUACAAGAACAAGCAAGACAUUGUAAGUGCCAUUGGCCGAGCAGAAUACAAGGGUGGACGUAGAAUCAACACUGGUGCAGCCAUUCGCCACAUUGAAGAUGUUUACUUUACCAAAGAAAAAGGCAGUAGGAAGGACGAUGGCACUCCUCAGAUCCUAAUGGUUCUUACUGGAGGACGUUCAGCUGAUGAUGGAAAAACAGCAGCUCUUGGUCUGAAGAAAAAAGGUGUGAGAGUCUUUGCUGUAGGAGUGGGCGACAUUGAGGGUGAAUUAGAAGACCUAGCAAGCGAGUCCUCCACUGUGGCUAGAGCAAGCACCUAUCUGGAACUUUCCGAGCUGAAUGAACAAAUCCUGGAGACUUUGGAUGAUGAAGUGAAAGGGAAGUUGUGUGUCGGUGUGCCAGAAAAUACUAGAACCUGCAGCAUGGAAGUGUUGGUGGGUUUUGAUGUUUCUGAGCAAGACAUCUUCAGUGUUCAGACCAACCUCCAGAAGAGGAUGGAAGCCAUUCUGAAGAGGAUCUCUAAAAUGGCAGCUAUCAGUUGCUCAUCUGGGCUGAUUCCGUCUGUCCAAGUGGGCAUGCUGGCCAUGGACUCUAACUCUAAUCCUGUUCAGAUUGACUUCACAGAAAAUGAUCAAGUACUCUUUGAGGCCUUCAGAGCCCUACAGAGGCGUGGCCCCUUUGUCCUAAAUGGAAAAACCAUCUCAGCUUACAUCAAUAGGUUCAAAACCAGACAGGACAACGUUGUCAAGGUUGUCGUUCACCUGACUGAUGGUAUUGACGCCCAAUAUGCUCAAUUGAAAAAAGGAGUUGAGGAGCUUCGCCAGUCAGGAGUGAACAGUUUCAUUCUAGUUGGGCUUGAGCGGGUGCCCAAAUUUGAGGAGGCUUUGCUGCUGGAAUUUGGUCGCGGAUUUAGGUACACCAGACCCUUAGGAGUCAAUGUCAUGGACUUGGACUAUGAGCUGAUGGAAGAGCUGGACAAUAUUGCAGAGAGAGAGUGCUGUGCAGUGCCGUGCAAAUGUACCGGUACCAGAGGAGACCGAGGAGCAGUUGGACUUCCAGGACCAAAGGGUGGUCCCGGAUCAGCAGGAAGCCAAGGACAUCCUGGAGAUGAGGGAGGACCUGGAGAGAGAGGUCCUCCAGGUGUGAAUGGAACUCAGGGUUUCCAGGGAUGUCCUGGACAAAGGGGUGUCAAGGGUUCUCGUGGCUACUCAGGGGAAAAGGGUGAAUUUGGAGAAAUUGGGCUUGAUGGCAUUAAUGGAGAAGAGGGCAAAAGUGGAGUGGCUGGAUCCCCAGGAGACAGAGGAAACCCUGGCAUUAGAGGUCCCAAAGGUCUCAAAGGACAAAGUGGAGGGAUAGGAGAACAGGGAAUCAGAGGAAACCCCGGUACAAGUGGACAAGAUAACACCAGUGCAGGACCUAAAGGAGACCCUGGUGAUGCAGGACCGGCGGGAGAGGCUGGUGAGGACGGAAAGAAGGGCGGCCCCGGUGAACUUGGAAGAGGGGGACCUAAUGGCAGAAGAGGCCCACCUGGACAGGCUGGAAAUCCUGGAAAGCCUGGAGCAGAGGGUGUACAGGGUGAGCCUGGUAUUGGAGGAUCUAGAGGUCCAUCUGGACCGAUAGGUACACCGGGACCCAGAGGAGAAGAUGGAAACCCUGGACCCAGGGGUCCCGGAGGUAUCCCAGGUACGGCUGGAGAAAAGGGAAGAAGAGGAUCUCUUGGUCGCAAGGGCGAGCCAGGAGAGCCAGGACCUAAGGGUGUUGUUGGACCUCUUGGUCCCCGUGGAGAGCCUGGUGAAGACGGCAGAGAUGGGUUUGGCGUUGCAGGGUCUAAAGGAAGAAAGGGUGAUGAGGGCUUCCCAGGAUUCUCAGGACCAAAGGGAGCAGCUGGUGACCCCGGCACAAAGGGCGGCCCUGGACCCAGAGGCAAUCUUGGCCAGAGGGGUGUCUCUGGGAAUAUAGGAACACCCGGACAGAAGGGAGAGGUUGGACAUCCUGGGCCAUAUGGUCAGAAAGGACCGAGGGGACCGGGUGUUGUGCAAUGUGAUCUGGUUAAGAAAAUCAGAGAAAACUGCCCUUGCUGUUAUGGUCAGCAGGAAUGUCCUCUCUACCCCACUGAGCUGGCCUUUGUCCUGGAUAUCUCAGAGGGCGUUACCCGCCCAGUUUUCAACAAUAUGCGUGAAACAGUCCUGCGCCUGGUCCGAGACAUCACCAUCUCUGAGAGUAACUGUCCCAGAGGUGCUCGUGUCGCUGUAACCAUGUACAACGAUGAGGUGACCACUGAGGUCCGCUUUGCCGAUGCAAUGAAGAAACGUGCCCUGCUGCAGCGCAUCGAGGGACUCCAGACCCUGCAGACCCGAAAGCAGCGCAGCUUAGACACAGCCAUGAGCUUUGUGGCCCAGAACACCUUCAAGAGAGUGCGCAGCGGCUUCCUCAUGAGAAAGGUGGCCAUCUUCUUUGUCGGCGGGACAGCCGGCAGAGCCCAGGAGAUUACUAAUGCAGCUCUCCGCCUCCAUGAUGCUGGAAUCGCCGCCCUGUUCUUGGUCAACCGUGAAGACAGAGUACUCAGCAGAGCACUGCAGGUCAACAACACAGCACUGGCUCAGGUAAUUGUGCUUCCUGGCCCUGGAAGUGCACAGUACAACUCAGUCAUCCAGAAGGUGAUGAGCUGCCACGUCUGUUUCGAUGUCUGCUCUCCGGACCAGAUGUGUGACUAUGAGCCCCCAUUAGCUGGCCGAGGCAGGAGGUCUCCCACCACAGACGAGGACAUCGACAUGGCAUUCGUCAUGGACAGCUCAGAGUCAACCUACCCAACUGUCUUUACUGAAAUCAAACGCUACAUCGCUUACAUCGUUGAGCAGCUCCAAGUGUCUUCAAAUCCCAAAACAUCUGCUCACAACCCCAGAGUGUCUGUUAUCCAGCAAGCACCGUACGAGUUCCGCAACAACAAUACUGGCUCUCCAAUCCGUGUAGACAUCGGUUUGACCCAGCACAGCUCAGCUCAGGAUAUUGUCAAAUUCCUGCUGGAGAAAACGCCACAGUUAGAGGGUGGCAGGGCACUGGCGGCGGCUAUCGAAUCGACCUUGGAGCAGGUGUUUGAAGUGGCGCCUCUCCAACGUCCCAGGAAAGUACUGUUGCUCUUUGUGACAGGAACUGUGGAAGGAGAAGAGGAGCAGCUGGUGCGUAUUGCGACUGAGGUCAAGUGCAGAGGCUACUUCCUGGUGAUCCUGGGUGUGGGUGAGACUCUGAGCGCUGGUGAUGCUCGUGUAUUGUCACGCAUGGCCAGUGAGCCGUCGGAUGUCUUCUUUAAGCGGCUGGACACCAUCUCACAAUUUUACGACAAACACAUGCAGACUUUCGGACAGCUGCUGCCAAAGUACAUCAGCAUUGAAAAUGCUUUCUACAUGUCCCCUGAAGUCUCUAAAAACUGCAAGUGGUUCCAGAGUGACGAGCCCCUGAAAAACCCCUUUUCAUCAUCACACCAACAGGAGAAAUAUCACAAACAUCAUGAGAACCAACAGACAGUUCAUCAAAGAAAGCACACUGAUGUAGAUGAGCUGCAUGUCUCUAACGUGACCUCCAGCAGCCUGAAGUUGCGUUGGACCAACCCAGACUCCAAGCUCUUUGUCUACUUUGAGGUGACGGUGACCCGGCUACAUGACCACGCCCUGGUGCUGAAGACAAACGUGUCAGGCACAGACCUCUCCGUGGACAACUUGGAGAGUGCUCAAACAUAUCACGCUGUGGUCACCGCCCACACUGCAGAGGGACAGAUUGUCUCCACCCGCAAAGGCAUCAUGACAACGAAAGCAGCAGAGCUUAAGCCAGCCAGCCAGAGCAGCAGCACUGUAAACACUGCACCUUUGGACACACCAGAAACUGUUAAUGAAUUUGCAGACCAAUGCACACUUGACUAUGACGCUGGAAUGCCGUGCAAAGACUAUCAGGCUAAGUGGUUCUUUGACAGAAAGAACGGGAUCUGUACACAGUUCUGGUAUGGAGGUUGUGGAGGCAAUGACAAUAGGUUCGACACUGAGGCCCUCUGCCUGAAAAACUGCAUGAGGUCAGUGCCAGAUCCCGAGCCAAGCGUGCAGCAGGUUGAACAGGUGGAGAUCCUCCCAGAUCCUGUGGACUCUACAGCUGGGGACAUUUGCCAGCUUCCCAAAGAGGAAGGCACUUGUGCCAAGUUUGUCCUUAAGUGGCACUUCGAUGCCACCAGUAAGAGCUGCACGCGCUUCUGGUAUGGAGGCUGCGCUGGGAACCAAAACCGCUUCGAUACGCAUCAGCAGUGUGUGAACGCUUGUGGAAAACCAGCCCCCCUCAAACAAGGAGUCCUCGCUGCGAUGAGAACAUAGGACCCACCAUGGCCAGCUUCCUCCACACCAUCCAUAAUGGCCAUACUGUAAGGAUGCAAAACCAAAGCAAGGGUGGCUGCACUGGAUUCCACAAAAAUGGACUUUAUGCCCCAAAUUCUUGAAGUACUUUUUUAAACAACAAGAAGGAAGCAACACGAUUUGCUGCAUGAUUUGUUUUAACCUACUGGUGCUAAGUAGUAUGUUUGUUUUACCGAUUCAUUAAGUGCAUUCUGGAACAAUCGCAUCAUCAGAGUUUUUUUAAGACUUUUAUAAUUAUUAAAGAAACUAUGAAUAUUUUGGACAGAGAUUAGUUGUAACUGAGUAGAUGCAGGACUGGCUCUAUUACAUUCAGUUAUCUUUUUUAUGUAUUUUUGAAAUUUCACAUUCACAUAGCAACAUUGGCUUUUACUGACUCUUGUGUUUUAAAACUCACUUGAUCCCUGUGGAAUCAUAGCUUCACUAUUUUACAGUCACACAAUCCACAGUAAUGUUUACACAAGUCUUAUGUGUGUAUAUAAAUGACAAUGACCAAACAUAAUGUAAUCUUAAGUGCACUUCUGGAUCCACUGCCUCAAACACACAAGUUCCAGCUAUCGAGAAAUAGAAUGUACUUGUCAAGCUGUUUUUAUUUUUGUUUCAUUUGAUUUCAACUGAAAUUUGUGUUUUAUCUGGGUAUAGGGGAAAUAAACACGAAAUAGACUUUCUAAUAAACAUGAGCAAUUCAUUA
Messenger RNA from Eleginops maclovinus (Patagonian blennie), 11352 nucleotides. It is a transcript of the gene col6a3, whose product is annotated as collagen, type VI, alpha 3. NCBI's taxonomy places the organism in Eukaryota, Metazoa, Chordata, Actinopteri, Perciformes, Eleginopidae. The coding region runs from base 144 to 10625 and encodes 3493 amino acids. The record is from RefSeq and is a predicted model, not a curated record. The transcript is spliced from 45 exons. Gene Ontology annotation, molecular function: serine-type endopeptidase inhibitor activity; protein binding.